Bicyclus anynana (squinting bush brown) is the source of this 3167-nucleotide messenger RNA. RefSeq names its product zinc finger protein OZF. Lineage: Eukaryota; Metazoa; Arthropoda; Insecta; Lepidoptera; Nymphalidae. Gene Ontology annotation, molecular function: RNA polymerase II cis-regulatory region sequence-specific DNA binding; zinc ion binding; DNA-binding transcription activator activity, RNA polymerase II-specific. Gene Ontology annotation, biological process: regulation of transcription by RNA polymerase II. The record is from RefSeq and is a predicted model, not a curated record. Bases 209 to 3055 code for a protein of 948 amino acids. The transcript is spliced from 12 exons. Gene Ontology annotation, cellular component: chromosome; nucleus.
CGUUUGCAUAGAGACGUUUGUUUGUGGUCAACAAUAUCUGAAAACUGAAAAGUACCUACCUUCACUUCAAGUUAUCGAUUUUAUUGGAUUUUAUUGAUUUUUUACAUUGUGAUUGUGAAGGAUUGUGAUUUGUGCUGCUAUUUUAAUUUCAUGUGAAUUUAAUUGUAAAUCCAAAAUUUUAUAUUGUUUGACCGAGUAAAUUGGAAAAAUGUCUACAAAAAAACGCCAAAGGAAGCCCAGACCUGAAGAUUAUAGUAAUGUUUGUCGAAUUUGCUUAUUUGCUGAUCACGACAUGAUAUCCCUGAUGACCAGCUUUGGGACUAACAUAGUAGCAGACGUCUUUUAUUCUAUCACAGGUGUCCAGGUGCUCCGAGAAGAAACACUCCCACUGUCUGUAUGUAUACGCUGCCAUGACAAGCUUAUGGAUUUCUAUAAAUUUAAAGUGAAAUGUUUAGAAUCUGACACAAUUCUACGAGGUAAAGUAGGCGAUGUUGUUAGAAAAGUUAAAAGUAUAAGAAUAGCCAGAAUAAAUCAAACAUAUAAUGUUGUGAAAUCACGUGAUACUGAUGAUGAUGAUGGAGACGAAGAACCUGAGUAUCCACCUAAACUUUCAAAACGAGCCCUGCAACAUUUAGAACAAGAUUUAUAUUUAUCAGAUGAUUCAGAUAACAAAGCGCCUAAAAAAUUAUUAGUACAGAAACAAUAUCAUUGCAUCUCCUGCCCAAAGAAAUUCAAACAAUUACAGACAUUGAGAAUACAUUCUUUAUUAUGCGGUGGUAGUACAACAAUGAUCAAGUGUACUAUAUGCCCACAAAAGUUUGAAUCAGAAUAUGACCUGAAGUUACAUUCUGCAAUACAUGUGAAAGGAAAGGAAUGGAAAUGUAUUGAAUGCGAAAAGGAAUUUACAGAUCGGCCACGCUUCCGCCGCCACAUCCGGCGGCACAUGGAGAUGAUGCGGCGCUUCCCGUGCCAGGUGUGCGGCAAGUCGUUCACGGAGAACAGCGCGCUGCAGCGACACGCGCGCGUGCACACCGGCGAGAGCAAGGAGAAGAGUCUCCAGUGCAAGCUGUGCGACAAGAAAUGCAGUGACAGAAAUCAGAUGACCGAGCACCUUGCACGGCACACCGGCGCCCGUCCGCUCAAGUGUAACGAUUGCGACAAGAAGUUCCCGUCGAUGCGUCUGCUGGCGUCCCACAGGCGCGUGCACAACGAUUACAUGCCAUACGAGUGCGGGUUCUGCGACAAGCGGUUCCGCGAGAAGUCGACGCGCGACACGCACCACCGCACUCACACAGGCGAGCGCCCCUACGUGUGCUCGGUGUGCGGGAAGUCCUUCAUCCAGAGCUCCAACCUCAAGCUCCACAUGCGCACUCACACUGGGGAAAAGCCAUACUCUUGUGGCGUGUGCGACCGGAAAUUCUCGUCGGGCUCCACACUCGCCUGCCACGCGCGUGUGCACACCGGGGAGAAACCCUACAGCUGCUCCAUCUGCGGGAAAAGGUUCGCUCGAACAGAUUUCAAGGCUCACUUCCGGCUCCACACCGGCGAGCGACCCCACGCCUGCUGCGCCUGCCCCAAGCAGUUCGUAAGCGCGGCCGCGCUGCGCGAGCAUCGCCGCGUGCACACCGGCGAAAAACCUUUCCGCUGUACCUUGUGCCCAGAGAAAUAUAAUAAAAAAAUUCAUUUGAUGAAUCAUCUCCAAGCUCACGCCAGGGACAAGAAAGGAAAAAACAAUACCAGUGUUGUGCAAUAUCAACAAACACCUAACGCUGUUGAUGAUACAAUUUAUGCCAAAGAUACUGAUCUCGUUAGUCUAAGUAGAAAAAACAAUGACAGUGUUGUGCAAUAUCAACAAACACCUAACGCUGUUGAUGAUACAAUUUAUGCUAAAGAUACUGAUCUCGUUAGUCUAAGUAGAAAAAAUAAUGAAAGUGUUGUGCAAUAUCAACAAACACCUAACGCUGUUGAUGAUACAAUUUAUGCUAAAGAUACUGAUCUCGUUAGUCUAAGUAGAAAAAACAAUGACAGUGUUUUGCAAUAUCAACAAACACCUAACGCUGUUGAUGAUACUAUUUAUGCUAAAGAUACUGAUUUCGUUAGUCUAAGUAGAAAAAACAAUGACAGUGUUGUGCAAUAUCAACAAACACCUAACGCUGUUGAUGAUACAAUUUAUGCCAAAGAUACUGAUCUCGUUAGUCUAAGUGGAAAAAACAAUGACAGUAUUGUGCAAUAUCAACAAACAUCUAACGUUAAUGAUGAUACUAUUUAUGCCAAAGAUACUGAUCCUGUAAGUGUAAUUAGAAAAAAUAAUGACAGUGUUGUGCAAUAUCAACAAACACCUAACGCUAUUAAUGAUACUAUUUAUGGCAAAAAUAUUGAUCUCGUUAGUAUUAGUAGAAAAUACAAUGACAGUGUUGUGCAAUAUCAACAAACACCUAACACUGUUGAUGAUACAAUUUAUGCCAAAGAUACUGAUCUCGUUAGUCUAAGUGGAAAAAACAAUGACAAUGUUGUGCAAUAUCAACAAACACCUAACGCUGAUAAUGAUACUAUUUAUGCCAAAGAUACUGAUCCUGAAAGUGUAAUUAGAAAAAAUAAUGACAGUGUUGUGCAAUAUCAACAAACACCUAACGCUGUUGAUGAUACUAUUUAUGCCAAAGAUACUGAUCUCGUUAGUCUAAGUAAAGCCUCCAGGUGUCAAGAUGAAAACACAAAUGUUACUCUAAAUGAGAAUGAAAUUCCAGUAAAUGUAUCUGAAGAACUUGUAAUACUAGAUGAUAGUGAUGUUAAAAGUCAACUUGUAAUUAUAGACGGACACAGCAGUAUGAAUUACCAAAACAGCUGUGACCUAUUGAACGAAGUCAUUGUAGGUGAAAUAAAUAUUGAUGAUGUUAUAACAAAUGAUAAAAAUGGAAUUAAUUUAUCACAGAGUACACAUGAUGGGACAACAGUGAAACUGUUUCAAUUGGACGAAAGUUUAUUGCAAAUUGAAGCAUCUGGGGGACAAGUCACUCUAAGGAAAAUUAGUAGUAAAAUUACUACUACUAACUUUUAAGAUUUUAGAAUUAAGGUCAAUAAACUUAUUUAUUAUCUCAAAAUGAUGGUAUGAGUCUUGAAUACUCUUGAUGUAUAUUAUAUUAGUAAAUAUAUUAUCUAAAUAUUGUCAA